AAUGCACUUUACCAAAUGCGAACACUAGAAUCAUCAAAACCGACCUUUUCUUUGGGUCCCUUUAUUGUGACAAAAAUCCUUCCCAUUGCCGUCUGACGCAAUAUAAACUUGUUACUAGUCCAAAUCCAACCCCUUGAUCACUGGUUACUAAUGACUUGGGUCUGAAAAGCUCUACGAAGUGGGAAGAUACCAAGUUUCUUGUUUCUAGGACUCUUCCUAGAAAAAGAAAGAAAAAAAUGGUAGUAACUUUGAAAGCUGGGAGCAGGCCGCCAUGGGUGGGAUUAGGAGCAGCUGUUUGGGUGCAAAUAGCAGCUGGGAAUGGCUAUACUUUUCCUCUUUACUCUUCUGCUCUCAAAUCGGUACUGGGUCUCAGUCAGGAGCAGCUGACUAUGCUUGGGGUGGCUAAUGAUUUUGGAGAAAACGUAGGGAUUAUCCCGGGUAUUGCUUGCAACAAGUUCCCACCUUGGGCUAUUCUGCUUGUUGCGGUUUGUCUGUCUUUCUUGGGUUAUGGUGUUCUGUGGCUUGCUGUUAGUGAAACUGUUCAUUACAUGCCUUAUUGGGUUUUAUUUCUUGCACUCUGUGUUGCCACACAUAGCAGUGCAUGGCUUGGCACAGCUGUACUUGUAACCAACAUGAGGAAUUUCCCUGUCAGUAGAGGCACGGUUGCUGGAAUUCUAAAAGGCUAUGUGGGGCUCAGUGCUGCAGUUUUAACGGAGGUGUACACCAUGGUGCUUGAUGGGUCAGCUUCGAAGCUAUUACUGUUCCUUGCAUUGGGUAUUCCUGUCAUAUGUUUGGCCAUGAUGUACUUUGUUCGGGCUUGUACUCCUGCUUCUGAAGAAGACUCUUCAGAACGUGUCCAUUUUCUUUUCAUUCAAGCAGCGAGUCUCUUACUUGCUGUUUACCUUCUCACUACUACAAUUCUAACAGACACAUUAUCUCUAAGUGCCUACAUCAAAUAUAUCUUUGUGGCUAUCAUGGUUGUUCUUUUGAUGUUUCCUCUUGCAAUUCCCUUAAAAAUGACACUAUUCCCUGCUAACCGUAGAAAGAAAGACCAAUCAACUGGUUCUUCAGGUAAUUUGAUUGCAGGGGAGGAUUCAAAUAAGGCAGAUCCUCUUUUAACCCCCUCUUCUUCAGCAGCAUAUCUUGGAAGCUUUAUGGAGACUGAUGAUGCCUCAGAUGUGGAUACUCUUCUAGCCGUGGGUGAAGGUGCAGUGAAGGAAAAAAGAAGACCAAGAAGGGGGGAAGACUUUAAGUUUCGCGAAGCUGUAAUCAAAGCUGAUUUCUGGCUAUUGUGGCUUGUGUACUUCCUAGGGGUUGGUUCUGGAGUCACUGUUCUGAAUAAUUUGGCACAGAUCGGAGUUUCACUUCUGGGAUUGAAUGAUGCAACAGUAUUGCUAAGUUUGUUCAGCUUUUGCAACUUUUUGGGCCGUCUUGGAGCUGGUGCUGUUUCGGAAUACUUUGUCAGGUCAAAAGCAAUUCCUCGAACAGCUUGGAUGACUGUAGCCCAAGUACUCAUGGUUAUUACGUUUCUUCUUUAUGCUUCAGCUCUGAAUGGAACUCUAUAUGCUGCAACAGCAUUACUUGGUAUUUGCUUUGGGUUUCAGUUUGCCAUAAUGAUUCCAACUGCAUCUGAGCUUUUUGGUUUGAGGCAUUUCGGAGUCAUAUUUAACUUCAUGCAGCUUGGGAACCCUAUAGGUGCACUCCUCUUUUCAGGUCUGCUUGCUGGGCAGGUCUAUGACAGUGAAGCAGCUAAACAAGGGGGGUCUUCUUGUGCUGGUCCAGAUUGCUAUAGGCUUACAUUCCUAGUUUUAGCUGGCGCUUGUGGUCUGGGAGCUCUGUUGAGCAUAAUUCUGACAAUCAGAAUUAGACCAGUCUACCAAAUGCUUUAUGCUGGGGGCUCUUUCCGUCUGCCACAGAGUUCUGGCCAUUGAUGUCUAGAGUAUCUUUCCGCUUAUCUAGAAACAAUAUGUUAUUGAGUCACAUUCAGUUCUUGGAGGAUAUUCUUGGACAUCUAGCCUUAGGAUAAGUGCUAGAGUUCAUAUAAAUUACAUAUUUUGCGGUACUCUAAACUACUCAAAACACGAACUUGAACUAGGGAGAAAAUUUUGAGUUGCUUGAAUAAGGCUUGAUGAGUUUCCGUAAUAUCUAUCGUUUGAUGCAUGUAUGAAGAGAAUACAGUUUUGUUUUUGUUAUCA
This is a messenger RNA of Coffea eugenioides, 2195 nucleotides long. Its product is annotated as protein NUCLEAR FUSION DEFECTIVE 4. The record is from RefSeq and is a predicted model, not a curated record. The transcript is spliced from 3 exons. NCBI's taxonomy places the organism in Eukaryota, Viridiplantae, Streptophyta, Magnoliopsida, Gentianales, Rubiaceae. The coding region runs from base 237 to 1931 and encodes 564 amino acids. Gene Ontology annotation, cellular component: membrane.